Molecule: messenger RNA, 3530 nt
Organism: Xiphophorus hellerii (green swordtail)
Lineage: Eukaryota; Metazoa; Chordata; Actinopteri; Cyprinodontiformes; Poeciliidae
Gene: samtor
Product: S-adenosylmethionine sensor upstream of mTORC1
Exons: 5
Coding region: 115-1287 (390 amino acids)
Biological process (GO): negative regulation of TORC1 signaling
Source: RefSeq, a predicted model, not a curated record
AGCCAACCAAUCCGCUCUCGCGUUGUUGGUUGCUUGGCUGCUUCGCCGGGUCAGGUUGCAAGUCUUGUUAGGGGGAAAAGCGUCUUUCCGAGGCAGCGUCGGAGGAGCCGAGCCAUGAACCCUGGGGACCGUGUCGAGACGGGGGAGACGGAGAACCUCCAGGGGAGGCUGUGUGUGCCCAUUCCGAGAGAGGCGCCUUGCAAGCAGGUGCAGGAGAAGCUGUCUGGGGUGGUUAAAAACGUCCACAGGAAACUGCGCAGGAAAUACAGAGAGGUGGGCGACUUCGACAAGAUCUGGCGCGAGCACUGCGAGGACGAGCAGACGCUUAGCGAGUACGCCGUCGCCAUGAAGAAUCUCGCCGACAACCACUGGACCAAAAAGUGCGAAGGAGAGGGCCGAAUCGAGUGGUGUCGCAGUGUCUGUCAAGAAUAUUUCUUGGACGGCGGAAUGAAGCGGAUGUUAGAAAAGGAUGAAAAGAGUGCUGCACAUGCCUUGGGUCUGAGUGGCCAAGCACACAGUGCCAUCCCCAGUUCAAUAUCUCAGCUGGGAAAGAUUCGUCUUCUGGACGUCGGAAGCUGCUUCAACCCUUUCCUGAAGUUCGAUGACUUUCUGACCGUUGGUAUCGACAUAGUGCCAGCAGUCGAGAGCGUCUACAAAUGCGACUUCCUCAACCUGCAGCUCCAGCAGCCCCUCCAGCUGGCGGGCGACGCCGUCAACGCCUUCCUGCGCCACCUCCGCAGCCCCAUCGACGCGCUGCCAGCGCAGCUGUUCCACGUGGUCGUCUUCUCGCUGCUUCUCUCCUACUUCCCCUCGCCGUACCAGCGCUGGAUCUGCUGCAAGAAGGCCCACGAACUGCUGGAGCUGCACGGCCUGCUGCUCAUCAUCACGCCCGACUCGUCCCACCAGAACCGCCACGCCCUCAUGAUGCGCAGCUGGCGGGUGGCGGUGGAGUCGCUGGGCUUCAAGCGCUACAAGUACGUCAAGUACUCCCACAUGCACCUCAUCGCCUUCCGGAAGGCGUCCCUGGCCACCACCAGCGACUUGGUGUCCCGCAACUACCCAGAGAUGCUCUACAUCCCGCAGGACUUCAACUCCAACGAGGAGGAGGAGGAGUGCGGCGCCGCGUUGCCGCCGCAGGGGCUUCGCUCCGACUUCGAGGACGACCAGCUGGCUUGGGGCUUCGCCGAGCUGCCGGACGCGCCAUACGACUCCGACUCCGGCGAGAGCCAGAGCAGCUCGGUUCCGGGAUUUCACGAGUUCGAGGAUCCCAUCUUACUUCAGAGUUAGGCAGAACUAGCACUUCUCCCCCCUCCUCCCCACCGCUGACCCCUCCUGACUUCCCGACUCCCCCAACGGCCUUUCUCUGCCUGUCUUCUUCCCUUCGGCUACGGCGUUGCCAAAUCUAAACCUGCUGCAUUCUCCUCCCAUUUUCCCAACCCUUCUACUGAAACAUAAUGCAGUUUGCACAGUGGGAAAGAGAGUUUACAGAUUAUUUUCACAUAUCCACACACACACACACGCAGACACUAAGAAUGAUAUAUUUUGAUUUAAAAAAAAAAACAACAAAAGCUUUUAUAAGAGUUUGAAUGCCCUGAAGAUAGCCCAGCUCCUUACCCCUUGUUUUUAACGUCCAUCUCUACCAAUCAGCUCUCAGCAAUUACAAUUCAGCCCGUUUACAUUCUGCACUUGGUCUCUAUUUCAAUAAGCUAGUGUUGCAGGCUGCUUGUAUUAAAGCCAAAAAAACUCAGCAACUCCUGUAGUCUGACAGAAGCUUGAUUUUUGCACUGAAGAGACUGGGAAGGAACGCUUGCUUCUGUCACAGUCAUACAGCUCAGCCGUUGGUUUUCCCAACCUAAAGGAAAAAAAAAAAGCCCAGAUCUUGACUAAAAAUCCGUGUUGUCCAGUGUAAAGUGUGGUGACACCAUUUUUAAUCCAAGAUCUUCUGAAUUAUUUCUGUGUCUUUUACAAUACCCUUCUAAUUGUAGCAUUUCAGACACUUUUAGUGUUACUUUCCUUGGGUGAAUAUGUGACUGUUGUCAAACAAGGUACGACUUCUAGGUAUUGCACUCGCCGCCUCCUCUUAUCUUUGUGUCGGAAUGUUAACUCUGGGUUAUGUCACCGUUCCUUUCCUUUAAUUUGCUGGGGAAAAAAAGAUAUUCCAGCAUCGCACAUCUGUGAUUUUAAUCCGACUUAUCUGGAAUAUCAAUGUGAAAAGGGUUGCCUAAAUUAUCCAAACCUAAGCUCCUUGUUUUCUCUUUACGAGUCAAGAGAUUUGCACAUAUGGGAACAAAAUCGUUGGUACCCUUACUAAGAUUUGUAAAAAAAAAAAAAAAAAAACACCUUAAAAGUGGCAUAAUCUCGCACUGAAAACCAGCCUUUAAUUUGUGUAUAUCUGUUUAGUGGUAAAGAAAAUUCUACAUUAAGAAAAAGAAAUCUUAAAAGUUCUGCACUCCAUACAAUUUCAGCCUGGGGUCUGACAUCACUGUAGCAGAAGGUUAAUUUGGCUCAUUAUCCUUCUUAAAGAUCCAAUGGUGCCCCACUGUCAUUUUUCUGGUAGAGUAUUUUUCUUUCAAAUAUCUUGGUAUUUUCAAUAAACUCAUGAUACCAUACACUUUUAACAAGGUUACCAGGUUUGCAUCACAAAUCCUUCAUUGUACCAUACAGUGAGCAUCCUUUGUUUUACAUCGAUUCCUUUGGAGUGUUGUCGCUCACACUCUUCCGAUUAAAGUACCAGAAGACUUUAGCAAACGCCGCGUGUUGACGUUCUUCAUGCUAGGCCAAAAAAAAGUGCCAGUAUUUCUUGGAGUUCUCAAACAGUGACGUUGGAUGUUUUCGUUGAUGUUCACUCAAAGUAAAGGUUGGAUUCUUUCGGUUUUCAGUCUGACAUUAUGCCAGUGAUGGGAAAGUCGUCUUUACUGCGGUGCCAAUAAACCCGUUUGCACACAGGGGGGUUUUAGCUAAAGACACUACCAGAUGAAAUGCUAGCAUGUGUUCCCUCUGGCCCCUGGACGGGUCCAAUCCUGAGAGUAUGUCCGGGUUCGUGUGUGUGAAUGAGGAUGUUGUGAGUGGCACUUUUAGGAUUCACCCCAAAAGGUGCUGAAAUGUAACCGUUUUCCUCAGGAGGAGCGUUUCCUAAGGAACAACAGGCCCAGACAACACAACCAUUAAUCUUAAGGUGCCUUGGGCCGAUUGUGACGAUUCUUUGGCCAAACUGCACACAAAACAAUUUAGUUCUCUUUUUAAAAAAAAUCAUUUUAAGGGAUCAGAAAAAAAAAGGUUUUUGGUGCAGUCCAAUGUUCUCAUUGUUGUAUUAUUAUUCUUUUUUUUUUUUUCAAGAUUCUUUUGAACAAUAAAACCAUAUUGACUGCACAUAUUCAGAGUACUUUGAAGUGUGUUUGUGACGUGUCUUGCAGUGUUUGCUUUUGGCCUAUUUGCAUGGUUCAUUGUCAUUAUCAACACUUACAACGAUACAGAACAAUGUGUGCUUAGAGAAUGGUUGUAUUACUGUUUUAUAAAUGACUGAAAAACAA